CUGAUGACACUUUAGACCCGGACCCAACAGAUUACCGAGAGGAACUGAGUCUCAGAUACUUUUUAAGUUUUAACUCUUUUUUAUUCGGAAUCUACAUUAUUAUUCAUACAAUCAGUCCCAAAAAAACCAUGUCUAGUUUACUAAGCACUCCUCCACGUCACCGAGACAUAAGUUUAGUUUAGGUUUUGAAAAAAUGAAAUGGCGCGCUCAUUUUUAAUUUUAGGAAGCUAAUUUCUAUGUUUCUUUGUUUCCUAUGAAACCUUUACAUAGAGCAAAUGCGCUUCAAACCUUCGCUUCUUUAGGAGCCUCUCAAUCUCCAAAGCUACCUCUCAAUGAUGUCCAUCGUUUUAUCGAUGCCCGUAUCAUCAAAACGGGCUUCAAUCCACAAACAUGCCGUUUUAACUUCCGGGUCAACGGUUUUCUCCAAAGAGGUGAAUUGUCCCACGCACGUCAACUGUUUGAUCAAAUGCCUCAGAAGAAUACAAUCUCGACGAACAUGAUGAUUUCCGGUUAUGUGAAAUCGGGCAAUCUUUCUUAUGCUAGAGAGUUGUUUGACGCCAUGGUUGAACGUACAGCAGUGACUUGGACAAUCUUGAUAGGUGGGUAUUCGCAAUCUAAUCAAUUUCGAGAAGCUUUUAAGCUUUUUGCGGCGAUGUGUAGGUGGGGGACCCAACCGGAUUAUAUAACUUUUGCGACUCUCUUAUCUGGAUGCAGUGACUCAGAGACGGCGAAUGAAGUUGUUCAAGUCCAUGCCCAUAUUGUUAAACUGGGAUUUGAUUCGACUCUCAUGGUUUGCAAUUCCUUGGUUGAUGCUUACUGCAAAACACGUUGCCUAGAUUUAGCUUGUCAGCUUUUUCAGGAAAUGCCUGAAAGAGAUUGCGUCACUUUGAAUGCGAUGAUAACAGGGUUCUCAAGAGAUGGGAUGAAUGAAGACGCAAUAAAGCUCUUUAUGCAUAUGCAGCGUUUUGGUUUCAAGCCUUCAGAGUUUACUUUUGCCGCAGUUCUAUGUGCUGGGAUUGGAUUAGAUGACAUGGUAUUUGGGCAGCAAAUUCACUCUUUUGUGGUGAAGACCAACUUUGUUUGGAAUGUGUUUGUGGGGAAUGCUUUGCUCGAUUUCUACUCAAAGCACAGUCGUGUGCUUGAAGCAAGGAAAUUUUUUGAUGAGAUGCCAGAGUUGGAUGGCGUAUCAUACAAUGUAAUCAUCUCGGGUUACGCAUGGGAUGGGCAAAUCAAAGAGUCUCUUGAUCUUUUCCGGGAAUUACAGUAUACCAGAUUUGAUCGCAGGCAAUUCCCUCUGGCAACCUUGUUGAGCAUUGCAGCCAAUACAUUGGACUUGGAAAUGGGUCGACAAAUUCAUUCCCAAGCUAUUGUGUCAACAGCUGAUUCAGAAGUUCUGGUUGGAAAUUCUUUGGUUGACGUGUAUGCCAAAUGUGGCAGAUUUGAGGAAGCGAAAAAGAUAUUUGCAAAUUUAGCCCACAAAAGCACAGUUCCAUGGACUGCGAUGAUCUCAGGUUAUGUUCAGAAGGGACUCCAUGAAGAAAGCCUAAAACUGUUCAAUGAGAUGCGUAGAACCAAUGUAAGUGCUGACCAGGCAACUUUUGCUAGCAUCUUGAGGGCUUCUGCAAAUUUAGCCUCCCUCUCACUAGGGAAACAGUUACAUUCAUUUGUAAUCAGAUCAGGAUUUCUGUCAAAUGUAUUUUCUGGAAGUGCACUCGUAGAUAUGUAUGCCAAAUGUGGGUCAUUAAAAGAUGCACUUCAAAGUUUUCAAGAAAUGCCUGAAAGGAACCCAGUCUCUUGGAAUGCCCUAAUCUCAGCUUAUGCACAGAAUGGAGAUGGUGUAGGCACUCUUAUGUCUUUUGAACAAAUGGUCCAGUCAGGUUUUCAACCAGAUUCAGUUAGCUUUCUUAGUGUCUUAACUGCUUGUAGCCAUUGUGGGCACAUUGACAAAGCAUUGCAAUACUUCAACUCCAUGACUCAAGUUUAUAAACUUGUUCCCAAAAAAGAACACUAUGCAUCAUUGGUUGAUGUGUUGUGUCGGAGUGGACGGUUUGAUGAAGCAGAGAAGUUGAUGGCUCAAAUGCCAUUUGAACCUGAUGAGAUUAUGUGGUCAUCAGUUCUAAAUUCAUGUAGAAUUCAUAAAAAUCAAGAAUUGGCUAAGAAAGCAGCAGACCAACUUUUCAGUAUGGAAGAGCUUAGGGAUGCUGCUCCUUAUGUCAAUAUGUCCAAUAUUUAUGCAGCAGUAGGCCAGUGGGACAAUGUUGGGAAGGUAAAGAAGGCAAUGAGGGAUAGAGGACUUAAAAAGGUCCCUGCUUAUAGCUGGGUUGAAAUCGAACAUAAGAAUCAUGUCUUCUCAGCAAAUGACAAAUCCCACCCGCAAAUGGGGGAUAUCAUGAGAAAGAUUGAUAUGCUGGUGAAGAAAAUGGAAAAGGAAGGAUACAAGCCAGACACAGGUUGUGCCCUUCACAAUGUAGAUGAGGAGAUCAAAGCAGAGUCUCUUAAAUAUCAUAGUGAACGCUUGGCAAUUGCAUAUGCUCUGAUCAGUACACCAGAAGGGUCACCUAUACUUGUGAUGAAGAAUCUAAGAGCUUGCACAGACUGCCAUGCUGCAAUCAAGGUGAUCUCAAGGAUUGUCGCAAGGGAAAUCACAGUCAGGGAUUCAAGCAGAUUCCAUCAUUUUAGAGAUGGUUUUUGCUCUUGUGGGGACUAUUGGUGACCUUUAUAAACCCCAAAUGGGUGGAUUAUAAUGUGUCUUAAUUUCUGUUGCAGUUAAGAUUUGAUUCCCUCUUUUUUCCUCAAAUUGAUUUCCAAGAUAGAGCUAAGCGACUAAAUGACAAGAGUCAUGAGAUUGUUUGAUGGGGUUCAAGGCCCUUGGUUCAUCUUCACAGGAUGGGCGUGUCAAUGCUCUAUACUCUACCCCAUCCAUAUAUACUGAUGCAAAGUUGCUACAUAUGAAUCCUAGCCAAUCAAGACUGAUGACUUUUUCCUUGCCUAUGUGGACAAGGAACUACUAUUUUAGGGCGUGCUUAGGUCAAAGUCCAACCGAGACACCCAAGUAUUUGCUUGCAUUUUCAGUGCCUGUAUGUACCACCACUUGGU
Quercus robur (English oak) is the source of this 3096-nucleotide messenger RNA. RefSeq names its product putative pentatricopeptide repeat-containing protein At2g01510. The transcript has 3 exons. Lineage: Eukaryota; Viridiplantae; Streptophyta; Magnoliopsida; Fagales; Fagaceae. The record is from RefSeq and is a predicted model, not a curated record. The coding region runs from base 254 to 2713 and encodes 819 amino acids. Gene Ontology annotation, biological process: RNA modification. Gene Ontology annotation, molecular function: zinc ion binding; protein binding; RNA binding.